AUAGUUCGAUGCUGUACAACAAAAAUUAAAACAUCUAUGACAAAUUGAAUGGAAUAAAAGCAUUAAUGCAGACUACCAAGAAUUUGUAAGAGUGCUUGUGCUUGGUAAGUGAUGGAGAUCGGUAAAGCAAUGGCGUAGGUAACCAGUGCGUCUGAAUGUGUGGUGUAAAAAGAGUAUCGUCGAUUUAACAGACUAUUUCGACGAUCGAAAAGAAAUGUCAAACCGCGAUCCGGACAAUUUGAUGGCCACGAACGAUGAGAGCUUCGAUUAUUUGUUCAAGAUCGUACUUAUCGGUGAUUGUGGAACGGGUAAAACGUGUGUCGUUCAAAGAUUUCGAUCUGGCACAUUUAUCGAAAGACACGGAAGCACGAUCGGCGUUGAUUUUUCCAUGAAAACCGUACUGAUCGAUAACAAGAAGGUCAAGUUGCAAAUAUGGGAUACAGCUGGCCAAGAGAGAUUUCGUACAAUAACUCAAAGUUAUUAUAGAUCUGCCAAUGGUGUUAUUGUAGUUUAUGAUAUUACAAAGAGGUCAACCUUUUUAAGUUUACAACAUUGGGUUGAAGAAGUAAGAAGGUACACUUCGUCGCAUGUAUUGUUAGUCUUAGUUGGUAAUAAAUGUGAUUUAGAAAGUUUACGGGAAGUUGAGAAAGGAGAGGCUGAUGUUCUUUGUCAGUAUCUUCCUGAAGUUUUACAAGUAGUGGAAACAUCAGCCAAAGAAAAUACCAAUAUAGAUUCAGUAUUUUUCUAUCUGGCAUCUGAGCUCAAAAGACGACACGAGAAUCGACAAAUAAACGCAAAUGAAGAUGAAAUUGUCAAACUUGGCACAGGAAGAAAAUUGUCUUCGUGUUCUGGCUGUUCAUACAAAAUAUUUUAAAAAUGGCUCUAAAGAAACAAUUUAUAUAUCCUUCUAAGUUCAAACUUGUACAUAAGGUAGAAGAACAAAGUACAACAUUUUUUAUAACAAUUCAAAUAAUGUGAUAUUAAAACAUUUCGAAUUUUGUGUGUCUUACAAGACAAAGAAAAAUAAUCAUUGCAAUGAGCCAAUAUUUUAUACAAUUAUGAAACAAUAAUGUAUUGAAUCUAUUGUACUAAUCUGAUAAAUUAUUGUCAUCUACAGUUUUAGCACACAUUAUACACUGAAUGUUUUAAACUUAGAUCUUUGUAAAUAUAGGUGCAUAGAUUUUAUAUAUUACUUCUACAAUAAUUAUAUACUUCGAUUAUUUAUAAAAAUAUAGUAAGAGUAGAUGUUCGUAUUUAUUUAUAAUGAAUUGAAUCUCUGAGCACAGAAGUAAUAUAUUAAUAUAUUUUUUUAAAUAAAAAAUUUACUAAUGUACUAUUUUUGAAUAUUGUUGUAAUACUGAAAUGACUAGAAUAAAAUCGUAAUGAAGUUCUAUUUUCA
Molecule: messenger RNA, 1399 nt
Organism: Hylaeus volcanicus
Lineage: Eukaryota; Metazoa; Arthropoda; Insecta; Hymenoptera; Colletidae
Gene: Rab19
Product: ras-related protein Rab-43
Exons: 5
Coding region: 215-874 (219 amino acids)
Biological process (GO): regulation of exocytosis; protein secretion
Molecular function (GO): GTP binding; GTPase activity
Source: RefSeq, a predicted model, not a curated record